AUGAAGAAGCCAAAGAUCACAGCCUUUAUUAAAGCACUGAACGUACGCAUGAAGAAAGAACCGAUCACUCUCCGAUACAUUCAUAUCCUUGGCACCGUUGUCUUCUUCACCUCCAUCUCAUCUCUUGUCAUCCUCCUCGCUCUUUACCUCAACCAACGACUCCAAACUUCACUCUUCCUCCAAAACGAUCCUCUCACUUAUCCUACUCUUUCUCCUGCUCCCCCUCCACAUGGCAGUGACAUGGCGGACGAAGAGCUGAUGCGUCGAGCAGCAAUGGCACCACGUGAAGCGGUGAUGGAUGAGACUCAUCCAAAGGUUGCCUUCAUGUUUCUGACGAGGUGGAACUUGCCUUUGUCCCCUCUUUGGGAAAUAUUCUUCAAAGGCCAUGAAGAUUUUUAUUCCAUUUAUGUACAUACAUCGCCGGAGUUCACUGAGGAGCCACCAGAAUCUUCAGUAUUUUACAAGAAACGCAUACCAAGCAAGACCGUUGAAUGGGGACAAUCCUCCAUGAUGGACGCAGAGAGACGUCUUUUAUCGCACGCGCUUCUAAAACCAUCGAACUCUCGCUUCGUCCUCCUCUCCGAGACAUGCAUCCCUCUCUUUAACUUCACCACAGUCUACACUUACCUCAUGGGCUCCACUCGCUCUUUCCUCGGCUCAUUCGACGACCCAAGGCCCAUGGGCCGAGGCCGUUACAACCCCAAAAUGCUGCCACACGUGUCUCUCUCUGACUGGCGGAAAGGAAACCAGUGGUUCGAGCUCUCACGGACAGUCGCCGCCGAGAUCAUCUCCGAUGACCGGUAUUACAACGUCUUCAAGGAUCACUGCCGGCCGCCUUGUUACAUUGACGAGCAUUAUAUUCCGACAUUGGUGAACAAAAUAUGUCCGGAAAUGAAUUCGAACCGGACCGUGACGUGGGUGGAUUGGUCAAGGGGUGGAUCCCAUCCAGCGAGGUUUGUGAGGAAGGAUAUCCAGGUCGGGUUCUUGGAUAGGAUCCGGUUUGGGUCGAAUUGUAGCUACGAGGGUGAGGUGACGAACAUUGCAGAAAUUGGUAGAAAGAAAAGCAACCAAAGUGUUCGACAUCAACAGCAGCAUCCAGGUGAACUCAGGAAGCAACAACACCGAGACGCGAGGCUAAUAGAAGAGAGUGAAAAAAUGGUAGAAGAGCUACAACAACAAAUGUCUUACACUGGAAGAAAAUAUCUUGAGCUUGAUAUUGGCAGUGCCAAGUCGAAGCUGGCAAACUACAGAUUGGACUAUGGAUGGAGUUACGGAGAUUUGAUAUAUAGGAAUUCCGAGUUGGAUCGAAAAAAGAUGGAGCUUGAAAAGCUAACUUUCACUCAUGGUGCAUAUCGUGACAAGAAGGCUGUUCUAUAUUUCUCUUUCGGAAGAGAACCAGAAGUUAACAUUCAUAACCUAAAUUACCGGAUGCUGCAUGAGGCACACGUAGCAUGGUUGGGGAAAGACACCUUCUCGAUAUGGAAAAAGCUAGCGGAACUUGAAAUCGAGAGAGAACAGUUAUUUCUUAAUGCUCCAAUAAAAGGCUCCCUAUGGAAUUCAUUACCGUCUAGGCGUCUACUAUGGCUUUACGAAAACAGAUUCAGUCUUUGGAGCCAAGUAAAGAGAGAAGGGUUAAAAAAAAUUUCAGAGAGAAGAAAAGAGAUAGACUCCAACAAAAGAGAACUGAGAAAGGCAGAGAAUGAGAUUAAGUCUCUGAGAAAAACAAUGGAGAGGAUUCGCCAGAAAAAGCAGAAAGCUUUGCAAACUCUUUCACACCUUAAGCAGUCGUCUCAAGAACCAGUGUAA
Molecule: messenger RNA, 1806 nt
Organism: Brassica oleracea var. oleracea
Lineage: Eukaryota; Viridiplantae; Streptophyta; Magnoliopsida; Brassicales; Brassicaceae
Exons: 7
Coding region: 1-1806 (601 amino acids)
Cellular component (GO): membrane
Molecular function (GO): glycosyltransferase activity
Source: RefSeq, a predicted model, not a curated record